GAUGUGAUGAACGGGGGUGCGCUCGAGAUGUAUGGUGUUGUGACAUUGGUUAGUAUUGAUAUCUAUAAGGAAACCCCACCGUAUCAACGCUUUCCAUUCCAGAAACCUUUCAAUGGAGUCACCCUCCUCUCACCGGCGAUAUACCACCGCCCUGUCGAGCACACACCGCAACCUUGGUCGAUGGUAAACGAAUUUUUAUCUUUGGAGGUGGAGAGGGCCCGACCUAUUAUAACAGGUAGGAAUUAUCCGGUAGAUUCUAGUCAAAGCUAA
Molecule: messenger RNA, 270 nt
Organism: Acaulospora colombiana
Lineage: Eukaryota; Fungi; Glomeromycota; Glomeromycetes; Diversisporales; Acaulosporaceae
Source: the annotation of a GenBank genome assembly